AUGACCACCGGCGCCCUCUUCAUCUCAGACUCACCCACAAGCUUAGUACAACGCAACAGACUAGACCAAGCCAGAAAAUCUCUCAUCAAAAUUCGCGGCAAGGAGGAUAUCGAAGCAGAACUUGCCCAGCUAAGGCAGUACAGGCCUCAGCUUGUGAUCGGGGCCAUUGCCGUGCCGUUUUUUCAGCAGGUCACUGGCAUUAAUAUCAUUGCUUUCUAUGCGCCUGUGUUGUUUCAGUCUGUAGGGUUUGGCAACGACUCUGCUCUCAUUGCGUCUAUUAUUCUUGGGUUGGUUAAUCUUGGCUCGACCCUUGUGUCGACGUACAUGGUUGAUCGUCAUGGCCGGAGGUUUUUGUUCAUGGAGGGUGGCAUCCGAAUGGUCAUCUGUCAGGUUGCGGUGGCUAUUGUUCUAGCAGCUACAACAGGUACCGAUGGCGAGAUAGUUCUGGUGUUGAUGUGUAUAUAUGCCGCUGGUUUUGGUUGGUCAUGGGGUCCUUUGAGUUGGCUUAUACCAAGUGAGAUUUUCCCCAUGAAAAUUCGACCCACAGGCCAAAGCAUGGGGCUUGCUGCCAACUUUGUUUUAGUGCUAAGAAUGGGUAUAUUACUAAAUAUCUCUUUAAAAUAUGCCACAUUCUUGUUCUACGGCGGUUGGAUUCUGGCAAUGACCGUCUUCGUCGUGCUUUUCUUGCCAGAGACUAAAGGAAUCCCAUUGGAUCAAGUGCAUACGGUGUGGGUGAAGCAUUGGUACUGGCGUCGAUUUGUUCAAGGUGACCUUAAGGAUACCAUUGAUGAAAAAGAGUAA
Prunus armeniaca (apricot) is the source of this 801-nucleotide messenger RNA. The record is from the annotation of a GenBank genome assembly. Lineage: Eukaryota; Viridiplantae; Streptophyta; Magnoliopsida; Rosales; Rosaceae.